AUGUUGACGCUGCCAUGGCACCGCCGGGCGCUGCCCGAGGAGAACCGCGCGGCCUCGUCGCCGCACUCGUCGUCUGCGACGUCCUCGACAGCCAUCGAGCCGACGUCGCCCGCCCAUGUGCUUCUCUCGACCGAGCGCCGGGACGAGCUGCUCCACGUCGCCCGGACCAAGCGCAUCUCGUGGGUCGAGGGCAUGGGCAUUGGCCGCAAGCGCCGGCCGUCCGCGGGGCAUGCGCGCCACGCGACGUCGACGGUGCUGGAAUGCACCAAGUGCGCGGACGAGCUCAUGCACUUUAUGGACGCGUUGGAGCUAGCACCGUCGUCGACGCCCGAGACGCCGACCUCGCUUGGGACGAUCUCGCUCCUCGACGAGAUCGUGCAGCCGCAUGGCCAUACGCCGUCGCUUCCAAUCGACCCGUCGUUCCGCCGAUCGUACAACCAGCUCCUCGACGUCCUCCGCCACGCCGACGCAGCCGACCUCGUGCACACGAUCCAGACGUUUCUCAAAUCUUUCCAGGAAAAGGUCGCCGCCGAUGCAGGAAAGCGACCCGCGUCGCACUUUGGCGAGCGCGUCCAGCACUUCGUGACGCACCUCAUGCAUUUGCUGCAGACGUCACCGCUCGUGCAGCGCAUGGAGCGGCAGAAGCUCCUCGAGGACUUCAAGGACCCCGAGUGGCGGCGCGAGGCGCUCGAAGCCUUCCUCAUGGAGAAGCUGCAUGCGACCGUCUUUCCCGCGUCCAGCAACCUCGAUGCAGCGCUCUACGACCGCAUUGCGUCCCUCCGCUUCCUCGACUUUGCGCACUUGGACAUUACCGCGACGUCGGAUCUUCCGCGAUGGAAAUCGAUCCAAGACGACCUUUCGGCGCUGCCUCGGUACUUGAGCCCGCGCCGCAUGAUGACGUGCAUUUUGCACGUCUGCCAAGAGCUCACGCACCUCCUGCGCGCGCACCACGGGCGGUAUCCGGGCGCCGACGAGUUCCUCCCCGCGCUCAUUUACACCAUCCUCAAGGCCAACCCGGUCCAUCUCCACAGCGUCGUCCAGUACAUCCAGAAUUACCGCCACCCCUCGAAAUUGCUCUCGGAACCUGGCUACUUUUUCACGCACGUCGUGUCGAGCGUCUCGUUCUUGGAGCAGCUCGACGACUCGGGCUUGAGCAUAUCGCCCGAGGACUUCCACGCGGGCCUCGCCGCGACCAAAGAGGCCGUCGGUGACGCGGGCGCCGUCAUCGAGCCGUUGUCGCCGACCAAGGAGACGCCGUGUCUUGACCACUCGGAAGACGCGCAGUUGACGCCAAUCAGUGUCCUCGAGGUCCGCGCCCGUCGCCGGGUCUCGGCCCUCACGCCGUCGGUCGUGCCCGUGCUCAUGACACCGACGAGGACGUCGUCGCCGUCAUUUCUCGACAAGACGGCGGCGGACCUCCGCCUCUGUGACAUUCCGCUGCUGCUGGACGAGUACAAGGCGCUGCACCGACGCGCCCGUGACGCCUAG
This is a messenger RNA of Saprolegnia parasitica CBS 223.65, 1488 nucleotides long. RefSeq lists its product as hypothetical. Gene Ontology annotation, molecular function: small GTPase binding; guanyl-nucleotide exchange factor activity. NCBI's taxonomy places the organism in Eukaryota, Oomycota, Saprolegniomycetes, Saprolegniales, Saprolegniaceae. Gene Ontology annotation, cellular component: cytosol; endocytic vesicle. The record is from RefSeq and is a predicted model, not a curated record. Gene Ontology annotation, biological process: vesicle-mediated transport. Bases 1 to 1488 code for a protein of 495 amino acids. The transcript has a single exon.